AUGACAGAAGCAGUCCCAAAGAGUCACAGAAAGAAAAAAUCCCGUGAUGGGAAAACUGAAAAUAAAAACGCAGAAAAGAUGAAAAAUACAGAAGCAACGGAAGAAAAUAUGAAAAAUGAAGUUGAAAAGGAAGAGGAAAAGGCGGAAGAAAGAAUACUGGAAGAAGAAGAAGAAGAAUAUAAAACCAAGAAGAUUGAAGAAAAUAUAGAUCUGUCUGAAGAUUAUGAGUAUCUUGAUAUGGAAAAUGAAAUCCUAGUUAUGGAAGAAGAAGAACGCCAAAGAAAAUACAGGAACCUACGGCUUGAAGUAGACGCAAAUGGGAGACCUAAAGUUCCAAAUUUGUUUAAGAAGAAAAGACGACCUGCCCGACCCAACAUUGUCCAGAGGUACUGGAAGCAAAGAUUAGAAAGAGCGCCGAAACCCUCAGCACAGACAAGCGGAGAUAAAAACAAGGGUAAACAGCCGUACAGUAGAAGAAGGGCUGCAGGGCAACCAAAUGGUGCUAGAAUUGCUAAAGCAGUAAAGACAACAACUGAAUCAAAUUCAAAAGCAAAUGAUGAUAUGGGACUUGAAAUUGGAGCUUUAAUGGCUUUAAGCAGUAUGCCAUUUACAAAGGAAAGUCCAGGAAAAGAAGAAGUAUUUGAGGAGGAUAGUAUUACUGCAGCUAAAUCAGCAGCAAAGAAAGCUAAUUUAGACAUUCCCAUAUCAACUCCAGCUGAAACUCCCUAUGUUCCAUCUUUUAAACACUUUCCUUCCCAAGCUGUGCCUGUUCAUUCCUUGCCUCCUUCAAAUAAAUACUUUGGUCAUGAAGAUCAUAUUCCUGGAAUCGGUGCAACACCUGGACCUGAACUUGGAAAUGGGUUUGAAGCUGUUGGUAUUACGCCAGGAUCUGAUCAGCCACAGGGUCUAGGGUCCUUUCCGGACUCCCCAACAACCCUUUUCUUUGGGGACAUACCAGUACACAGUAGAGGGGAGCCAGGGGACCAACCUUUGACUAUUGCUGCUCUUCAUCAGAUAGCAGGACAUGGUCCAGAGCCGAGAGAGCUUUCUCUUCAUCACAGUGUACAGAAUCAGUUAGAUCAUCCUAAGAUUGAUCAGCAUUCAUCAGAAGCACCUUCAGAGCUUACAACUCCAUUCAGCUAUUCUCCCCUUGUUGAUUCUAACAGUGUGUCUACUACUCCAUCAUCCUUUGCCACCCAAGGAGGGUUUCAAACUUCAAGCUUCAAUUAUAAAGACCUUUCCUACAAUCCUUAUUCUGGCUUUCAAUAUCCUUCUUAUCAACAAAAUCCCCAGUAUUCAAACUAUCCUUACCCUUAUCCUGCUUCUUCUUACAAUCCUCAUCCUGAAGUUCCGCCAAGCUUGCAUUUUAGUGAACUUGUGACAAAUCCUCAUCCAACAACAACAACAAGGAGGACAACAGCAUCAACCAGUAGAACAUUUCCACCAUAUGUUUCAUCCACAACCAUUAGGAGCACUACCCUCAAUUCUGAUGAGCAUGUAGCUGUCAGUUCACUUCCUUACAGACCAACUCCAGUCCCCCAUCAUCCAACGUAUGAGAGAACUACAUCUGUACCAACACAUUUUGCAAGCUUGCCCCUUAGACAACAUAGCCAAGGAUACUCUCCUAAACUAGAAUAUGGAUCAGUUCAUCAAACUGUAAACUCAAACCCAUUCAUAGGUCCUGUACCAAACUUUAGAGAAGCUUCUCAUUCACCUUCCCUCCAUUUAUCCCUGGAAAAUGAAAUUGCUCCUUUUUCACCUAAACCAGAUCAUGCAUUACCACAUCAACAGGUAGUUUUGGAUAAUUUGCUCCCUCAUCCUCACGCUGGACUUGAUCAUCAUCUUGCAAAAGAAGAUCUUCCUCCAAUUCCACGACCAACACCUCAACCUGCCCUGUUUACUCCAACCCCACAACCAUCACAUGACCCUAGUUUUGGAGGUUAUCAGUACACUACUAGACAUAGCUAUGUCAAGGUUCAAAGAGGUUCAAAUUUUGACAUUUCCGGUGGGGUUCCAUAUCCCUUCAGUGAUGACCAGAGUUAUCCCAAAAUAUCAACCCAGCAUCCUCUGAUCAGUAUUCCGACACCCCUUCCUCAUCAUGCUAGAACAGAACAUGUAGUGCAGCCACUGCAGGCUCUUCAUUUUGAUGCUGAAGUUCAACCACCUCUAGAUUCUCAUCAAAUUCCACAUCACUCUGCCUCUAGCACCCAUCCCCCUCCAUUGCCAAGCUAUCAACAUCAUAAUCAAGAACCAAUUGGAGUUCUACAUUUUCCAGCCAUUCCUCCUCAAGAUCAUGAUUCAAACCUCCCUGUUCAAGAUUUAUCAUUACUUCCUCUUCAUUCUCCUAUUUUACAUGAAACUCAAAAUCAUCAACCCACUGUAUCUUCACUUCCUGUACAACAUUCUCCUUCCCUUCCUCCAAUAGAUUCAUCCCAUCCUCAUCAUUCCGCCUACCUUCCACCAAAAUAUCAUCAUCACCCAACCCAGACACCACAUGUAGCACAUCAUUCUACUUCUCUUCCUUUGAGAGUAAAUCAUCAUCCUACUCAGGACCCUCAUGAAGCAAACCAUUUAACUUCCCUUCCUCUUCAAGUUGAUCAUAAUCCUACACAGGCCCCACAUCUAGCACAUCAUUCUACUUCCCUGCCUCUUCAAUUCGGUCAAAAUCCUACUCAGGCCCCACAUGUAGCACACCAUUCUACUUCCCUUCCUUUGCGAGAUAGUCAUAAUCCUACUCAAGCCCCACAUGUAGCACACCAUUCUACUUCCCUUCCAUUGCAAGAUAGUCAUAAUCCUACUCAGGCCCCACAUAAAGUAGCACAUCACUCAACUUCACUACCUUUGCGAGUUGGUCGUCAGCCACUACAUGCAGCAUCAACACCUUUUCCAAUUUUACACCACACCGAAACUGAACCUCCACCACCUCAUGUCCCAACUCUGCCACCUUUUCCUCAUCACCUUCACCCUUCUCCAUUCCCUCCUCCAAUUCCAAACAAUAUUGAUCACUCAACAAUAGUCCCAAUCAAAAAGCCUAAAUCUAUUCAACAGAGUUCCCCACCGAAAGUUAUUGUGAGCCAGCUUCCAAAACAAGUAUCAACCUCUAAACCCAAGUUAACAACAGUAAAACCAACUAUUACAAGAACUCCAGUUCCAAUCAUUGUGCAUUCGACUCCACCCCCCAGACCCUCCAAUCCACCUCCUAAUCCAACAGUAACAAGUUCCUUACCUCCUAGAGCAGUUACAUCAACUCUUCCUCCAUUGCAAUAUUCAACUGCUGGCCCUCCAAAUCCAUUUACAAGUGCAGCAUUUGAAAAUCCAUAUAAAACCACUCCAAGUCCAACCUAUGCCACAAGAAGACCAAAACCCACAGAAGUACAUGUUCCUCCUUACACUGAGGCAAUCAGUUCUAAAGAACAAUUGGGGAAGGUUCUGAAUCAGUUCAUAGAUAAAAUUUCUCCAACCCAAGAAGCAGAGAAGUCAUUGACCUUGGGUAAAGUCUUGACUGACUUUGUUGAGAUAUCGGACAAAGCAUUGACAAAGCAGGAAGAAGAAAAUGCUUUCAAAAAGGCUCAGUUAGGCCAAGUGCUAAACAACUUUAAAAGAAAAACAGGAGGAGCACAGAAACGAGUCCAGCUCAUAGGUCCAAUUGCUGUGAAAGCCAAUGGACCAUCUUCCUUCUCCCUGGUCCACUCAAACAACCCUGUUCAUGUUCAAACCUUCGUGAUCGAUGGACCUGAAAAUGUUCGACAUGAGAAAUCUGUCACUGGAUUUUUCUCUACCAAGCGGCCCAGCAUCCAUUUUGAUACUGAUGCGGAAAGCCAUUUGUCAACCUCAAAGAAGGUACUUUUAUCAAUAAAAUUGAUACUGAUGUGGAAAGCUAUUUGUCAACUUCAAAAAAGUACUUUUGUCAAUAAGAUUGAUACUGAUGCGGAAAGCUAUUUGUCAACUUCAAAGAAGCCGAGAGUUUCAGGGACAAUUUGA
Eurytemora carolleeae is the source of this 3981-nucleotide messenger RNA. Its product is annotated as extensin-2. The record is from RefSeq and is a predicted model, not a curated record. Bases 1 to 3981 code for a protein of 1326 amino acids. The transcript has 19 exons. NCBI's taxonomy places the organism in Eukaryota, Metazoa, Arthropoda, Copepoda, Calanoida, Temoridae.